This is a messenger RNA of Micropterus salmoides (largemouth bass), 1125 nucleotides long. RefSeq names its product SH2 domain-containing protein 1A-like. The transcript is spliced from 3 exons. The record is from RefSeq and is a predicted model, not a curated record. Bases 294 to 764 code for a protein of 156 amino acids. Lineage: Eukaryota; Metazoa; Chordata; Actinopteri; Centrarchiformes; Centrarchidae.
UAAAGGUUAGAGGUUAGAGAGAGCUGCUCAGUCUGGGUCUGGUAGAGAAACUGGAAAAUGUGAAAGCUGGCUUGCCAACACUCAGGCUCCCUAACAAACAUUUGAAACAGCGAGAGCCGAAUAUCAAAUGAGAGGCUGGACUGCUGCCUUAGUUGUGUUCCCAGUCUAGAGCUUAUUCAGUGAAGACUACAAGGCUUGUCUGCAGUAAAAAGUUGAAGGUGAGCAAAGAGAGAGAGAGAGAAAGAGUUGGCACUCGGGAACAGAACAAAAAGCAGAUCUGGAGAGGAGCCGUGAUGGAAAACCUGCCCGUCUACCACGGACCCAUUGGCAAAGAAGAAGGUGAGAGGCGGCUGGCCCAGGACGGGCGGGAUGGGUGCUACCUAGUCCGCAACAGUGACUCUGUGGAGGGUGUUUACUGCCUGUGUGUGCUGAGCAACGGAUACGUCUACACAUACAGGCUCCACAAGGACGACGCAGGUUCAUGGGCAGCAGAAACCAGUCCUGGUGUGCAGAAACGAUAUUUCCGGAAAAUCAGGAACUUGAUAGCAGCUUUCCAAAAGCCAGGACAAGGAAUUGCCAUGCCUCUGCUCUACCCUGUCACAGCUCAGCGACGGGCACACACACACACAGAGGCACAGAUGCCCGGUAAUAGCCUGUCACCGACAAACAGCAUCCCAAACGCUUACCUCCAGCAGCGGCCACCGCAUGCUGCUCAGGAACAGAAAACCAGAAACAAGACGGAGGUGCGCCAAGCUUUUGGUUAGGGGGAAACCCUAAGCUUACCAUUACCAAACAUAAAUACGGCCUUUGCAAGAUUUCUACUGUUACAUUUUGCAUGCUGUGUGUGAAGCUAAUGUCAUUUCUCACCCCAAUUAAGCAACUCCUUUAUGUCAAAUAACAGUGACUCAUUUCUCAGUAUCAUUCCAGUAUCUCUUUUUUCCCUUCUCUGCAUAUGCUGCACGCAAAGUGCCUCAUAACUUUCAGGGAUGUGAUGUAAAAUAUUCAACUGCUGAAACAUUAAUAUCCAUUACUGCAUACAGAAGUUGACAACAAAUAUUGUUCCCUGUUUUCUUAAUGCAAUUUAGUUAUGUGAAUGGCGAAGAAAAUAAAUGAUAUUGGUUGAAA